AUGUCUCAAGUCUUCUCCUUUAAUGGUGGUAACCCACACUGUGUGUCUGCAGCAUCUCUCCACGCUGCUGCUGCCAACCUUUCAUCAACAGACAACUGGGUUGCUCUAGAAGACUGCAGAGGAAAGAGUUCAGAUCUGGUUGUUGUACAUCAUGAAGAGGAAAAGUAUGCACUCAAUUAUUACAGCCGGGUUAGUUCAGGAACUAAUGGAUACUGGUUUGGCCUGAGAGCUGAAGGUGGGAGAUGGAAGUGGAUUGAUGGAAGUGAUCUGACUGUAAGCUACUGGACACCACAACCUCCUCCUCCUGCUACUGAUGGUCAGUGUGUAAUGUCUGUCCAGAACAAUAAAUGGAUAUCAGUGGGCUGUACUGAGAAACAAAGAUGGAUCUGCAAAAUGAAGGCUUUAUCUGUUUCAACACUGCAGUCAGACUCUGAAUGA
Molecule: messenger RNA, 438 nt
Organism: Perca flavescens (yellow perch)
Lineage: Eukaryota; Metazoa; Chordata; Actinopteri; Perciformes; Percidae
Product: C-type lectin domain family 17, member A-like
Exons: 4
Coding region: 1-438 (145 amino acids)
Source: RefSeq, a predicted model, not a curated record